Eruca vesicaria subsp. sativa (arugula) is the source of this 1187-nucleotide messenger RNA. The record is from the annotation of a GenBank genome assembly. NCBI's taxonomy places the organism in Eukaryota, Viridiplantae, Streptophyta, Magnoliopsida, Brassicales, Brassicaceae.
UCUGAAUAUUCUUUUGGUCUCUUCUUCUUCUUUGCUCCCUAUUAAAGGAUCUAGAAACCCCUUCACAACAGUGAGAUAUCGAGAGAGAGAGAUACAAGUCUCUCCUCAAGAUCACUAUUACCACAAAAGAGAAGUAUUCAUGGAUCUAGAAGAUUGGGAGUUACUCCCCAAGAAUCUCUACAAGGGUCUCGAUCUCGAUCACGACGAGGAUCAUGAGGCAGCGAUGAGGAUCAUCAGAAACACAGACAAAAGCUUUGACAUGGAUUACUUCAUCUGUCCAACACAAGAUCCUGUCGGAAAAACAGAGUUCCAUAGAAGACCAAGCGUGGUCCCCACACAGCUUCUCCAAGUUCCCGUAAACUGGGAACCUGUGUACACGGUGGAAGACACAGAUCACAAGAAGAACCAGGAUCCGGAUCCGGAACUGUUGACGGAAUCUGUUCCGUCACCGAGAAUAACCUUCAAAACAGCGAAGGAAAACGAAUUUGUCGACAUGAAAAUAGACUUGCCAGCGAGGUUCACAAGUCCUCUGCCUCAGAGAGAUGACAAACAUUCUGUCUCAGGAAGAGUGUUAGCAGCAGGAGAGUACUAUGGUGAGAUGGGAAAAGAGGUUGAAGAAGGUGGUGACGUGAGGAGCAAGAAAGAGGUUUGUUGGGAUGAAGAGGAGAACAUACGCGGUGAAAAAAUGAAUUUAUGGAAGAUGAGUCUUCAUGGAAUUGGAGCUAUAUGUUCAUUUAGUGUUGCUGCCGCUGCUGCCACCUUCUGUGUCUUCUUCCUUGGACACAACAAUAGUAGCAUCCACGGUUGUCGGAACAAGAACCAGAUCUACUCUGAUGAUAAUAAGCGAACGAAGGAAGUAGUGAAACAUGCAACAAAACUAAAUGAAGCAAUCUCAGUGCUGAAAGGCCUUCCGGUGGCGAGAGCUCAAAUAUCUUUUGGAGGACACUAUAAUGGACUUUGAAAUCAUAGCCAUUCUCACCCGUUUAUAGAUACAUCAGAGCCAAAUAUUAUCUACUGUUUUAUUACCAUGGGCUCUAUAGCUUAUAUACACUAGUAUGAAUUUAGGAAAUUCAAUAUGGUAUGAUGUUUGUAAAAUUUACAUUAUGUGUCCAGAUAUAUGAACGAUGACGAUAUACUGUAGACUUAUUGAGUGGUUUUAUAAAACCGACCAUGCAUUAACAUGUUCC